AUGUCUGCCGCUGUACGAGCAGCUACUGCUUCAAACGCACGUAUUCUGUCUUCUUUAAAAUCACCUCCAAACGUUGUUGUUGUUGGUGGUACAGCAGGUAUUGGUCGAGCAAUAGCUCUUUCAAUAGCUCAACAUUGUCCAUCUGCUAAUAUUACCAUUGUUGGACGAAAUGAAUCUGCUGCCAACGCUAUUCUACCACAAUUAGGUUCAAAUCCCAAAUUCAUUCGUGCUGAUGUCUCACUUAUGUCUGAAAUUCGAACUACAACAAAGAAGAUUAAUGAUGUUGAUAUGUUAAUUUUAACACAAGGAAUUUUAACUAUGACAGGUCGAACACCAACAACGGAAAAUAUUGAUAAUAAAUUGGCUUUACAUUAUUAUGGUCGAAUUUUAUUCGUACAAGAACUUCUCCCAUUACUUCGAUCAUCACAAAAUGGUGGUAAAGUUCUAUUCGUAUUCGAUAGUAUCAAUGGUAAUCCAUC
Messenger RNA from Rotaria sordida, 479 nucleotides. NCBI's taxonomy places the organism in Eukaryota, Metazoa, Rotifera, Eurotatoria, Philodinida, Philodinidae. The record is from the annotation of a GenBank genome assembly.